CGCCCGGGUCGCCGCCGCCCGCGGCCCUCGGCCGGCGGUGGGUCGGCAACAGGGACGUGGGAGGCGGCGCCUGCUCCGCUCGGAAGACGCGCCGGCGAGAUUCGUUCGACAGCAGAGCCGGAGACAGAACGUUGAUGGCUUGUGCACCGCAGCUUUUAAAGCGCUUGUGAAUCCUGGGGAAGGGGGUCUGUCUGAUUCUGAUGCAGCUGAGGAAAAUGCAGACCAUCAAGAAGGAGCAGGUGUCCCUGGACGCUGGCAACGGCGUGGACAAGAUGGUCCUGAACGCGGCCUUGACCGAGGUCUCGGAAGACUUGACGGCGGGCGAGGAGCUGCUUCUGAGCGAAGGCAGCGUGGGCAAGAGCAAGUCCUCCGCCUGCCGGAGGAAACGGGAGUUCAUUCCCGACGAGAAGAAGGACGCCAUGUAUUGGGAAAAGAGGCGGAAGAAUAACGAAGCCGCCAAGAGGUCUCGGGAGAAGCGCCGCCUGAAUGACCUGGUCCUGGAGAACAAACUGAUCGCCCUGGGAGAGGAAAACGCGACUUUAAAAGCGGAGCUGCUGUCCCUCAAAUUGAAGUUUGGUUUAAUUAGCUCCGCAGCCUAUGCCCAGGAGAUCCAGAAACUCAGUCACUCCACCGCCGUGUACUUCCAGGACUACCCCGCGUCCAAGUCCAGCGCCAGCCCCUUCGUGGAUGAGCAGGAGCCGUCGGUGGUGAGCGGCGGCUGCAUCUCCGUCAUCAAGCACUCCCCGCAGGCCUCCCUGUCCGACGUCUCCGACGCGUCCUCGCUGGAGCCCUCGCUGGACGGGGCCGCGCGGGGCGGCUGCGGGAGCCCCGACGGCAAGUUCCAGGCCAUCAAGCAAGAGCCGGUGGAGCUGGAGAGUUACGUGCGGGAGCCUGGCGAGGAGCGGGGCGCCUUCCGGGCCUCCGUGUACCAGAGCCUCAUGGGGGCCGCGUUCCCCGGCUUCUCCCACUCGCCCCCUCUGCUGCAGGUCGCCCGGUCCUCCAGCAACUCCCCCAGGACGUCGGAGACGGACGACGGCGCGGUGGGGAAGUCGUCCGACGGGGAGGACGAGCAGCAGGUGCCCAAGGGCCCCAUCCACUCUCCCGUGGAGCUCCAGCGCACCCACGCCACCGUGGUGAAGGUGCCCGAAGUGAACUCCUCCGCCUUGCCGCACAAGCUGCGCAUUAAAGCCAAAGCCAUGCAGAUCAAAGUGGAAGCGUUGGAUCACGAGUUCGACGCCCCGCCGAAACCGCCCUCGCCUGUUGACGGGGCGCCCAAGAGACAUUUCGGACUGGAGAAGCACGCCGCCCCGAGUAUGGUACACGCUGCCCUCCCCCCUUUCUCCGUGCAGGUGACCAACAUUCAGGAUUGGUCUCUCAAAUCGGAACACUGGCAUCCGAAAGAACUGAACGGCAAAGCUCAGAACAGCUUCAAAACGGGAGUUGCGGAGAUGCAAGACAGUGGCUACAAAGUGUCUGACCCAGAGGGUUUGUUUCUGAAGCGGGGCAUGGCAGGCUUGUCCGCAGAGGUGGUGUCACUCAAGACACUCAUCGCCACACACCAGAUCUCUGCCUCGGACUCUGGGUGAAUCACUACUGAGAAGCUCUGGCUGUUUACGAAGCCGUCAUUUGCAAUAGAUGAGUACGUUUUGUAUUAGGCUGAAUUUUCACUGGACCUGUGAUGUCAUUCCACUGUAAUGUUCACACGUUGUCUGCUGGGUGUCUUUUCGUGCACAAAUUAUUAUGGAGAUUAGAUCGUGUUCUCACUCUGCCUUGUGUAUAGUCACACAGCCCACGCAAAGACUGUAUAUAUCGGACAUUAUUUUUGUUGUUCUGCUAUAAAGCGUGUCCGUUGCCAGUUUCAAUAAAGGAUUGGGGACAGACACAGAA
Molecule: messenger RNA, 1887 nt
Organism: Neogale vison (American mink)
Lineage: Eukaryota; Metazoa; Chordata; Mammalia; Carnivora; Mustelidae
Gene: NFIL3
Product: nuclear factor, interleukin 3 regulated
Exons: 2
Coding region: 201-1586 (461 amino acids)
Biological process (GO): DNA-templated transcription; regulation of DNA-templated transcription; circadian rhythm
Cellular component (GO): nucleus
Molecular function (GO): DNA binding; DNA-binding transcription factor activity
Source: RefSeq, a predicted model, not a curated record